Messenger RNA from Sungouiella intermedia, 1341 nucleotides. NCBI's taxonomy places the organism in Eukaryota, Fungi, Ascomycota, Pichiomycetes, Serinales, Metschnikowiaceae. The record is from the annotation of a GenBank genome assembly.
AUGUCGAGCACUCAACGUCCAAGACGUUUCAUCAAGCGUCCAGAUGACAAGGCAAUGAACCAAGACAUCAACGCUUUGAGGGAUGAGAUCAAGAAAUUGGAUUUGACCAACAACGAGAUCAAUGCUCAAAUUGACAAGACCGUUCUUGACCCCCAAACCGCUGAAAAAAGAAAGACAUUGCAGAAUGAAAUGAAGGAAGUGAUUUCAAAGCAAGGCAACUUGAAGCUGGAGAGGAAUGCCAUCCAAGAACAAAUCAGAAAUGUUGACACCAACUUGAAAAGAAUGUUUGCAGACAUCCUGAAGUUGACUUCGAAGAACAACUACAAGUCUGUUUCUGAGAUUGACUCCAGAGUCAAAUACUUGGAUGACUUAGUGGGUGCUGGUAACUUGAAAUUGGCCGACGAAAGGAGACACGUCAAAGAAAUGACAUCCUUGAGAAAGUUGCGCAAGGACUUCGCUGAAGUCGAGAAGCAACAGGAAGCCAUUGACAAGGAAAAGGCCAAGAUCGCUGAUUUGAAGAAAAAGUUGGCUGCAGUAGGCAACAAGGAGGUUCAACAGCAAUUCGAGAGAAUUCAGAAAGAGUUGGAUACUAUUAACGAGUCUAACAAGUCUAUCUACAACAAGAGAACUGAAUUGAUCAACAAAAGAAAUGAAAUCAGAAAGACUAAGGACGCUAAGUACGAUCAAAUUAGAAAGUUAAGAGCCGAGUUUGACGAAGAGUUCGCUAAGUUCAAGAAGGCAUUAGCUGAAGAGCAAAAGAAGAGAGAUGAAGAGUAUAAGUCUCAACAAGCAGAGCAGAAACAAGCAAAGCUUAAGGAAAUUGCUGAUCAGAAAUUGGCUGAAGCGUCUAUUCCUGCUUUUACUCAUGAAAUCAAUGAGAUCCACACUUUGUUGGCAUACUUCGACCCGACAUAUGUAAAGCCUCAGGUGAAUGCCGUUGCUGAAGCCACGAAGUCCACUGCUUUCCAGAAGCCUACUACUACUCGUCAAGUAGAAAUGCCAGAGGAUGUUGUUAUCUUAAAGAAGGAGCAGCAGUCAUUCUUUGAGGGUUCGAAACAGAAGAGGAAUAAGAAGAAGUCAGCAAAGGCUAAAAAUUUUACUGUUGAUUCUGAUGUGAUUAUUUCAUUGACCGACUUGUCUAUUCCAUUGCCAACAAAAGCUGAUGACGUCCCAAAUACCAUCGAUAUUUUGAAGGAGACUUUGUCAGCAUUACAAGAUAAGCAAGAAGAGCAAACUAAGGUUAAUGUUGAAAAGGCAAAAGCUGAAAUUGCAAAGCUCGAGGCUCAGGACGCUGAAAACGAAGAGGUUGAAGAGUCUGAGGUAGUAGAGGAGGACGCUUGA